This is a messenger RNA of Fusarium vanettenii 77-13-4, 2544 nucleotides long. RefSeq lists its product as uncharacterized. Bases 1 to 2544 code for a protein of 847 amino acids. The record is from RefSeq and is a predicted model, not a curated record. NCBI's taxonomy places the organism in Eukaryota, Fungi, Ascomycota, Sordariomycetes, Hypocreales, Nectriaceae. The transcript has 4 exons.
AUGUGGACAGUCAUCCUUGGAUCGUCUCUCCUUCUCGUCGCUGGAGCCCAAGCUGGUCCUGCGCCGCUCCUAUUGAAAGGAAUCGACGGAAACUGGUCAACUAUUUCCUUCUCACUGGGCUCAAACUCACAGGCCGUUGAUGUUCUUGUGAGCACAGCUCUUUCGGAAUUUUGGGCUGUUGGAUCAGGAGGAUGUUUACCUCGGGAACCUCAUUGUAGUGCUGCUCGGGGUGGCAUUUAUGAACCCGAGGAAUCCACCGAUUGGCGAUCGUUGGGAACCUGGGAGCUGGGACUCAGCUACCUAGGGUACGGAGGCAAUGGCGAGUAUGGUCGCGACAGAGUCACCACGCAAAGUUCGACCAGCUCGGAGCCAUAUUCGAUGGAUGGGGUCCUCAUGGCUGCCGUCAACACCACCAGUUACCUCAACGGACUCUUUGGCUUAGGGAUCACACAGGGCAACUUUAACGGAACAGUUGCAGAAUCGCCAUUGACUCAGGCAGUCAAGGACUACGGCUGGAUUCCCAGUUACAGCUUCGGCUACACAGCCGGUGCCCAUUACAGAAACGUUCCCGUCUCGUUGACCCUCGGAGGCUAUGAGCCGUCGAGAUUCAAAUCGCACAAUGCCGACUUCACCUUGACUCAACCUGAUAGCAUGGAGCAAACUCUCGUCCGUGGUAUCGAGAUCAUGCCCGCCAAUGGCAGUGUUGCCCCGGAUAGCUGGGGCUCAGAGUCAAUGCUGCUCUCAGAGUGGGAAACGUCGUUUGAUGCUAUUUUUGAUAGUAGCACUCCAUAUUUAUGGCUUCCGGAUGAUGUCUGCGAUCAGUUCGCAGCAGCACUUAACCUCACAUACAACAGCACCUUUGACCUUUACCUCAUUAGCAACGAGCAAUACCGCGAGUACUCAAAGGCAGAUACCUUGUCUCUCACCUUUGUACUGUCCAGCUUCGACAACAACGACAACUUUGGCGAUCCCUAUGACGUAUCUGGCGUUGUCAACAUUACCUUGCCACUGAGAGCCUUUGUCAGUCUCCUUCAGUACCCUUUUAUGGAAGAGACGAUCAAGUAUGGCGAGCCUGCGGUCCCUUAUUUCAUGCUUCGGAAGGCACAUAACAAUACCACUUAUAUCCUCGGCCGGUCAUUCUUGCAGGAGUCAUAUCUCAUCACCAAAUACGACGAGGGAAUCUUUUCAAUACACCAGGCCCUCUUCCCCGAAGAGUCAUCAUCUGACCCCGAGUUGGUCGCCAUUGGACAACCUGACAACAGUCCUUACCCACCACCUUUCUCAGGUACCUCACGAAAUGGACUUUCUAAGGGUGCGAUUGCAGGGAUUGGAGUUGGCUCUGGGGUGUUUGUGGCCUGCGUGGCAGCCUUGGUGGGAUGGCUAUGUUAUCGUCGGAAACGAAAGGGUUUUGCUGGAAGCGCUACCUCUUCGGAAGACGACAAAGACUUGGCUCCCGGUUCAGCGACUCGAUCGCCUCGGUCACCUAUUAUGCAACUACUCUCUAAACUAACUCGACGGGGCAACUCGCAUCAGACUCCCAAGGACGGGAAGGAGAACGAAAAGAUAUCCGAAGCCCCCAACACGCAGAUAUACGAGAUGCCAGCUCCGAUUCCGCCGGCGGAACUUGACGGAGAUGACGGCACCUCAUGGAAUGGAGAUACAGAACUGGGCACAGACAGCUCGCAAGGCAUAUCCGCAUAUGAGGUGGCAAGGCGGAAGCUUGACAGACAGCUACAAGGUCCUGUCCCAGCGUAUACGCCUCCUACCGACGGAACCGUGUUGCCUCCAGAGAAGGCCAUCUACCAACCAAACCCAGCAAACACCCAACCUCGUGCGUUGCAACGCUCACCAACUCCAUCGACAGGAACGGGUCAAGAAGGCAACUCAAAUCCAACCUCGAUACCCUUGCCGUCUCCUAUGACUCCUGGAUUCGACGCAACUGGCCGGCCGCUCUUAGUGGCCUCUCCCAUGACGGCCACCUAUCCCGUCUCACCUACUCAUGACGGGAGCACCUCACCAACCUCACCUUUCCCCCCGUCUUCGGACGGCCAGACCAAUGGUUCCACAGGAACGAGGCGGCCUCACUCGGGAGUUGACUCAUUCUCGGCAUCAAACACCUCAUUGAAUGUACCGCAACCUCAAACGGUGCAAAGGACACCGAUUGACCCGUCCAAGGUGGUGUUCCUAGGGCCAUUGCCCGGAAAUGCUCGCUUUUCCAGACACGAUACGCCUCGAAUCACAUUAGAUCAAAGCCAUCAGGAUGAUGUUAUCAACGCCGCACCGGACGAUGAGGGCACCGUGGAUAGUUUGGGCAGUAACUUUACGGUGGAGGAGGAGGAGCGAAUACAAGGAACAGUGGCCGGGCAAGUAAAUCGAACGACGAACCGGACAUCUACUCAGGUACAGUCUACGCGAUUGUCGGGCAUGAGUCAAACAGCUGAGCCCGAUACGCCUCAUAGCCAAGAGCGCAUCGACGGGGGCAAUGAGCUGGUCCACGUCCCACAACUAGCCGAGAGGCGGUACAGCUGGGAGGAAGAGCGAUGA